AGGGUGGGACCAGCAAGAUAUAGGAAGGGGCGGGACAAGCAUAGCCUCACAGGAAAGGGGUGGGGCAGCACAGGACAUGGCAGGGCUAGCAGAAAACCCAUCAGAAGUAAGGAAACAAACAACAAAGAAGCAUCAUAGGCCUCUUAUCAAACUCUCCUUCUCCGAUUCCCCCCCAGAACCCGGUCUGAUGUCAUCUGGUCCCCUCGUCUCCCCCCUGUUUCAGAGACAAGUGGUCUCAGCAGGGUCUGCCCACCUGGCCAACCACUGACUUAGGAGGGACACUGCUGUGGACAGAGAUUGGCUAAGUGGGCAGGUCAGAGACGGUGAGCAGGAGAAAAUAACUUAUUUUAUUUUUACUCCGCCCCCAGCCAUAUAUCACAAAAUUAUGUCCCUAGACAACCCCUGCUACUGUGAAGGGGAAGUUGGGAACCUUGAUACGCUGCAACCACAUAUUGUAUAAAAAGUUAAGAACCAAGAUACCAGAAGUCAUGCAACGUGAGUACAGAGCCUGACUGCCGAGGCUGCUGAUUGGCUGCAGUGGUCACCUGACAUCCACUGCUCAUGUAACAAUGGAGCACCAACAAGAAGCAGAACGGGGGAUUAGCGAGGGAACAGAGGAAACCAUGGCUACUGCCCCGUCUGUGAAUCUGGAUGGCCUCCGAGAAGUGCUUGAGUGCCCAAUAUGUAUGGAGACAUACACAGAAGAAGAACUGAGGCCAAAACUUCUCCAGUGUGGUCACACCAUAUGUAAACAGUGCCUUGAAAAGCUUUUAGCCAGUACCAUUAAUGGAGUGCGCUGUCCUUUCUGUAGUCGCGUAACCCGUGUCACAAAUUCAUCUCAGCUGACUGAUAACUUGACAGUAUUAAAAAUCAUGAACACAGCAGAACUGGGCGAGGCAGUCAUAGGUUUAAUGUGCAAGACGUGUAAUCGAAGACUACCACGAAGGUACUGCAAAAAAUGUGCUUAUGUGAUUUGUGAAAUGUGUGGAGAAGAGGCACAUCCCUCUCCAGAUCACAUUGUACUUUCAAUCGCUGAAGCCGCAAAUGAGCGUCGGCAAAGCUUACAGGAAAAGCUUACUUGUCUUAGACAGUCCAUUCAGGAACUACAGAAGAGAAAAUCCUCUCUAGACAGUCUUUCUUCACAGUUAAAGUGCAAGUACAAAUUAGUUUUGCAAGAUUACAGUAAAGAAGAAAUUAAUGUGCAAGAGGAGCUGGCUCGAUCGCGCAAGCAUUUUACAUCUUCCUUGUAUGAGGUAGAAAAAUUAAACAAUCACGUUCUGGAUGAGCAAGCUUACCUUCUCAACAUAGCAGAAGUACAGAUUGUGUCUAGGUGUGACUACCUGAUGCUUAAGGUAAAACAAUCAGAUUCAGCUCUUCUGGAAGAGUCUUUCGAGGAAGAAGAACCCAACCUAGUGGCUAAUUUAACACAAGACCUUACACUACAAGAUGUAGAAUUUCUUAAGCUAGGGCAUGUUGGUCCUGUACAGGUAGGUCAAGUCAUCAAGAAGCCUUACAAUGCAAAUUUAGAUGACCCUAACACAGAUGGAUUUCCUGUGGCUAUGAGCAAUGAUAUAGAGCCACUAGCAGAGGAACUAAGUCAUGUGCAACCUUGUACUUCAACUCCUAUGGUCCAACUUGCAGAUACUGCAUGUAGUUUACAGCAAUGUCAGUUUCUGAGGAAGAUGGGAUCUAAGGGUAAUAUGCCAGGAAUGUUUAAUCUGCCUGUCAGUAUCCAUGUUACAUCACUGGGCGAGGUACUUGUUGCGGACAGAGGUAACUGCAGAAUUCAGGUUUUUAACAGAAAAGGCUUUUUGAGAGAAAUAAGACGAAGUCCCACUGGAAUUGAUACUUUUGUGUUAAGCUUCCUUGGUGCAGAUCUUCCUAACUUGAUUCCGUUAUCGGUAACUAUGAACUGCCAUGGACUAAUAGGUGUAACAGACAAUUAUGAUAACUCUGUGAAAGUAUAUACAAUGGAAGGACACUGUAUUGCCUGUCACAGAAGCCAACUAAGCAAACCAUGGGGAAUUGCAGCCAUGCCUACGGGUCAGUUUGUAGUAACUGAUGUGGAAGGUGGAAAACUGUGGUGUCUGACUGUAGACCGAAGCCUUGGUGUUGUCAAAUACAGUCGGCUUUGUAGUGCUGUGCGGCCAAAGUUUGUAGCAUGUGACCAGCACGGAACUGUAUAUUUCACUCAAGGGCUAGGUCUAAACUUGGAAAACCGUCAGUAUGAGCAUAAUCUUGAAGGAGGGUUUUCGAUUGGCUCAGUGGGAGCUGACGGGCAACUGGGUCGACAAAUCAGUCACUUUUUCUCAGAGAAUGAAGACUUCCGUUGUAUUGCAGGAAUGUGUGUUGGGGCCCGGGGAGACUUAAUUGUGGCUGAUAGUGGUCGAAAAGAAAUUCUACAUUUCCCUAAAAGCGGGGGGUACAGUGUCUUAAUCAAAGAGGGCUUGACCUGUCCUGUUGGAGUGUCCAUAACUCCGAAGGGCCAACUGUUGGUGCUGGAUUGUUGGGAUCAUUGUAUUAAAAUUUAUAGUUACCAUACACGCAGGUAUUCUUCACCUUGACACAGAUAGGUCCCUUACAUUGUUGAUAGCCCUUGCUGUGACAAUUUGCUUUUAGGCACUUUAACAAAAGAAAAAUGCAGUCUAUGCACCACUCAGCAUUUUCCAAUUCACCUAUGAGUCAUUAUAAUAGAAAGGAACCAAGAAGAGUGUAUCAUAUAUGCAUUCAUCUCACACCUCUAAAAAUAAGGCUUUUAACAGCUCGUAGAGGCUUUCAGAUGUCAACAAUUGUAAGAAUUCAAUAUCAUGUCUUUAUUGUAGGGAGUAUUGUCCCAACAUUAUAUUCUGGUUUACAGUAUCCGCUCUAAUCAUGUCAGCUAUUCUUUCUAUAUCGACUGGUAAAACAUCUCUCGUUUACACAGAAGGAAAAGAGCAGUUCUUAAACUGUCAAUGGGCUGGCCUUGUCUUUGUUCCAGGAACAAAGGAAACAUUGUUAGUGUCUAGAUUUUCCAUUCAGUAUUUAGCUUUUACUCCAUAUAUGCAGAGUUAAAGGAAAUAUGCAGCCCUAACAACAAUAAGUGUCUGAUCGCGGGGGGUCCAACCGCCGGGGCCCCCCUGCAAUCUCCUGCGGCGGCUGACACGCCUCCUUCAUGUAGUUCUAUGGGAGAGGCGAGGAGGCAGCAUUCGUGCCUCCCCACCUCUCCCAUAGAGCUGUAUGUGGAGGGGGCGUUUCGACGACAUCACUGAGGUCAACGCUACGCGGUCAGACCCCCCGCAAUCAAACACUUAUCCUCUAUACUGUGAAUAGGGGAUAACUUGUUAUGUCUGCAGUUGUCCUUUAAGCUGGCCAUACACUUUUUAGAUAGCUUUCAGGCGAAUGGGUGUUUAUCCUACAGCUAUUCCUUUUCAACCCACACAUAGUCAGAAAUGCAUGUGUUCUGAAUGAGCAAAGGGGGGUAAGCAGUUGCCAGACCCCCUUCUACAGCAUCUUCUCUCUCAUAAAAACAAAAGAACUAGGCAUUUUUAAAUCAGGUGGCAGAUGUCAGAGGACUAUAACUCCCAGGCCUACUAAAAUCACCAACAAAAGGCCAUACUUACGGGUUACUGAUAAAAUGGCAGAUUAAAAAACCUUUUCCCACCAUGGUGUAGUUCAGCAACAAUGCUAUAUGGGGGAGGUCAUAGGUGCAACAUGCAAAUGAACAGCUACUCACCUGCCUACCAUUCAUAAGGGGGUAGCUGCUUAAUAUGAGAACUGCACAUAGGGCAUACAAAGGGUGCCAAUGGCAUGAUGGUGUGUAGUUCACCAUGCUUGUUUAAAGCCUGUUAAGGACACCCAUAUUAUUCAAUAAUGUCUAGGGACUAGCCAAACACACACAUACACACUUGAUGGUUUGCUGGUCCCAUCAAUAUAAUGGCCCAGAUUUAUCAAACUAUGUGAGGGUAAAAGUGGAGUGAUUUUUCCCACCAAUCACAGCUCAGCUCUCACUUUACUAGAGCUAGUUAGCUGAGCUGUGAUUGGUUGCUAUGGAAAAAUCACUUCACUUUUCCUCUCACACAGUUUGAAAAACCUGGGCCAAUGUGUUUUACUAAAACUGUCUAAUUCUUAUUGCAAACUUUUCUAGACUAGUAGUCUCCAAACCAGUUGGUACAUAAUUUGGUACAUUUAGGCUACAGCUUCAGAUAGCAAGGCCACACCUUCUUCGUCAGGUCUGGCAGAAUUAUGUCUGAAACUCAGUGUGGUGAAAGAUUUUUGGCACACUUUGCAAUGCUAGAUCUGGGCCAAUGUCUACGACAUGUAGUUGCCACUCUUUUUGUUGAAAGCCAAGCUGGAUCAUAUCCAAGAGAGAUUAGAAAUAUUGUUUUAAGGAAUAAAUGUAUGCAGUCUCCAAGCAAUGUUCUCCUGGGCCUUGUAGUAGAAAUGCUUUACUGUAUGAUGACCAUGUAUGUGAACAUUUUUAACAAAGAAACUGCCGUGGGGAUUGUGACACAAGUCAUUAUUUAUUUCUGUUUAAUGGAGAUCUAAUAAGAUUUAAUGCGACAUUUUGGGUUGGGUUGCUUUAUGUAUCUGAACUUGACAGUAAGUCAUAUAAGAAAGAGGCAUUUGUGACAUAAAAGUAUCACUAAUCGGAACAUUUACAAAACAAUUUAAUAAAUAUAAAACCAAUUUCUUAUUCCCCUAAUCUCCCAGUUUCCUUUUGAUCCUUUUUUUUUGUCUCUUUUUGCAAGUACAAAGAGAAAUAUAUAUAUAUAUAUAUAUA
This is a messenger RNA of Hyla sarda, 4759 nucleotides long. RefSeq names its product tripartite motif containing 32 (gene TRIM32). The record is from RefSeq and is a predicted model, not a curated record. Gene Ontology annotation, molecular function: zinc ion binding; protein binding. Lineage: Eukaryota; Metazoa; Chordata; Amphibia; Anura; Hylidae. The coding region runs from base 570 to 2564 and encodes 664 amino acids. The transcript is spliced from 3 exons.